AUGGCGUAUCUUUUCAGCGAAACCCACAUCCCAAACCAGAAGCGGCUACCCAAUUCCCCGCCGUUCCCGGCCGUCCUGUCUCCGGCCGCAACACGGUCACCCACCCUCUUAGACUUCACUUCCGCCAUCGAAACCCAAAAGCCGUACCUCGAUACUCUGCUUCACGAAACAGGGGCGAUCCUCUUCAGGGGAUUCCCUCUGUCCACUGCUUCCUACUUCAAUCAGGCCGUGGAGGCGUUCGGGUUCCCCGAUUACCCUUACGUCGGCGGAGCCGCCUCCCGGACCAAAGUCAGUGCUUAUCCUUAUGCGAGUAGUUCACCAUUUCUGGCGCCGGCGAAGAGCCGGCAGAGGCGGAUGAAGGCUGCGAGGCCGGCGUUCGUAUCCCCUGUCUCCGCCGACGGUGUCGAUCCGUUCUGUGCGGUGCCGGGUCCGUCGUUGAAGGAGGAGGCGGUUCCAGAGUUCCCGACAAAGUUGUUCUUCUUUUGCGAAGUGGAGCCAGCGAGUGGCGGCGAGACACCAAUGGUUCUGAGCCACGUGGUAUACGAGAGGAUGAAGGAGAAGUACCCUGACUUUGUGGGGAGGCUGGAAGAUGAAGGAUUGCUCGCGAACAGAGUGCUGACCGAAGAAAGACGACCCUUCUUCCGCCAUUGGCCGAGGCUGGAAAACAACGUUUUCCACACAUGA
Linum tenue is the source of this 684-nucleotide messenger RNA. Lineage: Eukaryota; Viridiplantae; Streptophyta; Magnoliopsida; Malpighiales; Linaceae. The record is from the annotation of a GenBank genome assembly.